UUAUUAUUAAUGACGUUACUACGAAUCGGUUUUGAAUACAUGCUCGAAGCUCGAAUAAGUUAAACGCCAGAAAACAUCUUUAUUUUGAAUUUGAAAUUGAGAACGAAUUUGAAAUUCUAGAUUGGGUAGGGAUAUUUAAACAUUUAUCAUGGUUAGGGAGGAAAUCGGUCAAAGGAAGAAAAAAAAUAAAAAGACUGAAGAUGAAGAAAUGGGAUUCGGAGAUUGGGGUGGUUAUAUGGAAGCCAAACGAGCCAAACUUUUAGAGCAGUUUCGGGAGUCUGAAGUUAAACAAGUCUCUAACAUUUUUCAAGGAAUUGCCAUCCAUGUUAAUGGUCUCACAAAACCACCAAUGAAUGAACUGAAAGAUCUAAUGGCUGCCCAUGGAGGGCUGUUUCAUGGUUAUCAAGUUUCGAGUACAACACAUAUCAUAGCUUCCAAUCUGCCAAAUGUUAAGAUAAAACACCUAGGAUCAGUGCCAAUUGUCAAGCCCGCUUGGAUUACCGAUAGUAUUUCUAUGGGAAAACUUUUAGAGUAUCAAAGAUAUUUACUUUAUACAAAUCAAAGUAAGACUCAACCAAAAAUAGUAUUUCCUGUUGUCGAAAAACAUUCAAGUGUGGAAGAAGUCGAGGCAAAAGUUUCAAGUAAAUUUGAGGAAAAUAUAGUUGAUUCAGUUAAAGAUGUUCACAAGGUUCAAACUCUUAGUUCAAUUAAUACAGAUAUGAAGCAAUCAAUGGAUAUGUAUGAAAAUAAAGAAGAUAAGUAUAAGCCAGUUGAAAACAUUUGCAAGAUUGCAAGUCAUCUUGAUACAAAUGAUGUGUAUAUGAAAGAGGAAGUGGACAUUUCUGAUGAAUCCAAUAUUUUAAAAAAUAGGUCAAAUCAAAGUAAUAAACUUUCUGUAAAAACGGCCUCAGAUCCCAAAUUUCUAGAAGAAUUCUAUAGUAAUUCCAGACUUCAUCUGAUAUCUACUCUUGGAGCUGAGUUCAAACAACUGGUUGGAGAAAUGCGGCUGAAAUCUAAUGGCCAAUUUCCAGGGAAAGAGAAGUUGCUUUUGACUAAAGGAAAUGCAACAGCAAAUUCAAUAUCUGACAUCAUAAUAAUGCACAUAGAUAUGGACUGUUUUUUUGUUUCGGUUGGUCUCAGAAAUAACCCAGACCUUAGAGGUAAACCUGUUGCUAUUACUCAUGCUCGUAGGGGUCAGUUAACUAAUACUAGGCCAGAACAAGAAGCUAACAGAAAGCAGGAGUUUGCUUUGUACUAUGACCAAUUACCACUGGGUGCAAUUUCACGAGUAGAUAAAUUAGAUACCCAGUCCAGUAUGUCAGAGAUAGCCAGCUGUAGUUAUGAGGCUAGAAAAUGUGGAGUGAAAAAUGGAAUGUUUCUUGGGCAGGCAGUGAAGCUUUGUCCAAAUCUGAAUACCCUCCCCUAUGAUUUUGAGGGCUACAAAGAAGUAUCAAAUAUAUUAUAUAGGACCAUUGCUUCAUAUACUUUAGAUAUUGAAGCAGUAAGUUGUGAUGAAAUGUUCGUAGACGUCACAGGUAUUCUGAAAGAAACAGGACUAACCGUAGACGAAUGGGCCACUCAUAUAAGGCAAGAAAUUAUGUCAGCUACUGGAUGCCCCUCUUCCACUGGUUUUGGAGCUAACCGUCUUCAAGCAAGAUUAGCUACUCGUAAAGCCAAACCUGCAGGUCAAUACCAUUUGCAACCUAGCAACCUUGAAUUCUACAUGUCAGAAAUUCCCCUCUCUGAUCUACCAGGCGUUGGAAGAGCCACUUUACAUAAACUUAAAAAUUUAGGAUUGAAUACUUGUGGCGAUGUACAGGAAACUUCUUUGAAAGUGUUACAGGCAGAAAUAGGUCAAAGAGCUGGGGAAACACUCAAAGAACAAUCUAGAGGUAUUGAUCGUAAACCACUCAGCUUUAAUCAUGAAAGAAAAUCUGUUUCUGCUGAAAUUAAUUAUGGAAUUCGUUUUAAAACAUUAGAUGAAUGUUAUAACUUUUUACGAAGCCUGUCGAACGAAGUAUACACAAGGCUCUAUGAUAUAAAGAAGAGAGCUAGAUGUCUCACUUUGAAAUUGCUAAUUAGAUCUCCGGAAGCACCUGUGGAAACGGCAAAGUAUUUGGGCCAUGGAAUCUGCGACAGCCUAACCAAAACUGCAACAAAUAUUAUAAUAAAUAGUCCUGAAAUUGUUUUUAAAGAGUGUAAAACUUUGUAUGAAAAACUGAACCCAUCAAUCGCUGAUUUGAGAGGCGUGGGAAUUCAUUUGAGUAAAUUGGAAAACAUCACAGUUCAGGAUACGGCCCUAAGCAAUUUUUUGAAGUUAUCAUCAAAUAAGAACAUUGUAAAGCCAAACAGAGAUAUUGAAAAGCCAAAUAAGGAUGAGAUUGAAAGCAGAGAAAAUGAAACUUCAACAAUUUUAAAGAGUAAAGAAAGUUCAUCAAAUCAAGAGGUUAGAAAGUCCAGUAGAGGCCGUCCAAGGAAAAACAACAACAGUAGUGAAAAUAAAAUAGUUAAACCUACAUCCAAGCCACUGACUGAUUUUUUUGGAAAAACCAAGAAUUUGGAAAUAAGUGAAAAAUCGCAAAAGUAUGUUCCAGUGAAAGGUGAGAUCGAUUUAGGAGUACUCAGUGAGCUUCCCGAGGAAUUGAGAAAAGAAAUAAUGAAAGAAUACAAGUUAGAAAGUACUAUUCCAUCUACAUCAAAAAUUGAAAUGGAAACUCAAAAGAAGCCAGUGAAAAUUCGUCAUAAACAUUCAAAUAAAGGUCAAACUCAAUCUAGAAGUCAUCCAUUCAAAAACCUUACGUGGGAUCAAUUCAAGCCAGUGAUAGAAAAGUGGACGCUAUCAGGCGAGAACCCAAGACAAGUUGAUGUUGAAAUGAUAGCUAAUCAUUUCAAAAAACUUGCACUUGAUAGAAAAAUUGAGAGUUUGAAAAUUACUUUCAGUUUUCUCCAUAGACUUUUUUCGGUGCUAAAUUGUAACUGGCAUGGAGCUUAUUUCAAAAUAGUAAAUAUUAUGCAAGAGGGAAUGGUUGCAAGAUAUGGAGGAACUUUGAUGGUCAGAAGGAAGUUUCAGUGUUGUGAAAUGGAUUUGGAUUCAAAGAACACGCAUAAUGGCUCUACACACACUCUGUAGUAUUAAUUGAGUGCUCUCAUGUAUAUAUUUUAUGUAAAUAUUUUUUUCAUUUUUAAUAAAUAAUAGAUGAGCAGCUUC
Leptinotarsa decemlineata (Colorado potato beetle) is the source of this 3208-nucleotide messenger RNA. RefSeq names its product Rev1 DNA directed polymerase (gene Rev1). Gene Ontology annotation, molecular function: deoxycytidyl transferase activity; damaged DNA binding; DNA-directed DNA polymerase activity. The record is from RefSeq and is a predicted model, not a curated record. Gene Ontology annotation, biological process: error-free translesion synthesis; error-prone translesion synthesis. Gene Ontology annotation, cellular component: nucleus. Lineage: Eukaryota; Metazoa; Arthropoda; Insecta; Coleoptera; Chrysomelidae.